AUGGAAGAUUCAACUACCCCAAAAGAAACUGAUUCAUCCAACAAUUUCUUCAAUUUCCUCAGCUCUGAUUUAACCGAACUCAUCUUAGCUCGCCUCCCAGUUCGUUCAAUCAUCCGUUGCUCCGCCGUAUGCAAGCUAUGGCACUCGAUCAUCACCGCCCCAUUGUUCUCCGCCUCCGCUGCAGCACCCCCCUGGUUCUUCCUCUACGGCCAAAACAACAUUUUCGUGAAAAACAAUCAAGCGUUCGCAUUCGACCCUGAUUCGAACGAGUGGAUCAAGCUCCCCACAACUCUGUUUCCCGUUUCAAUUUCGCAGGAAUCAUCCUUCAUCGGUUCCGGUGGGUUUUUCUUCAACACCACUGCUAAUAAUUUCAGUUUUGCCCCAAUUUUAAUACCCUCAUGGCGAGAAACAACACCUCUGAAAUUCUCCCGUUUAAACCCUCUGGUAGGUGUUAUCAGUUCUGAGUUUUCAUCGAAUUCGAAUCAAAACAAUCUGUUUGAACAUAAUUUGAAUUUGCCCAAGAUUAUUGUUGUGGGUGGUGUUAGAUUCAUUGGUGGUUUGGUUGAUAUUGAAGAUAAUUUAGCGGUUGAAAUUUAUAAUCCAACUUUAGAUUCGUGGGAUCUUUGUCCACCGUUGCCAGCGGAUUUCCGGUCAGGCAACUCUUCACAAUCACUGUCUUCCGCUUUUUUCAAAUCGAAAUUCUACGUAUUCGGUAUACAUUCAUGUUUCAUUUCAUCCUUCGAUUUAAACAAUCGAGUUUGGAGUGAAGUUCAAACACUCCGCCCACCAGGUGUGAUCACAUCAUUCCUAAUAUCUUGCCGGAAUCAGCUUAUGUUGGCCGGAUUAUGCAACAAUCCUCAUGGACCUUCGUUUAAUCUAUGGAGAAUUGACGAAUUAACAAUGGAGUUUAGUGAAGUUGCGAUUAUGCCUCCUGAUAUGCUCAACUGUUUGUUUGAUAGCGAUGAAGAUGAUAGAUUUGCCAGCUUGAAAUGUGUUGGAGUUGGGAAAUAUAUAUUUGUGUUUAACGAAGAACAUCGCCGGAAUUACCCUGCUUGUGUAUGUGAAAUUAGCUCUGAUUCCAAGCAGUGUAGAUGGAGGAGGAUCCCUGAUUUGCCUGAACCGGUGAAUAGGUUUCAUAAGGUCAUCAGUUUUUGCUCAACUAUUUCACUUCGCUGGAUUCUUGAUGGUGAAGUUGCUUAG
Messenger RNA from Lactuca virosa, 1200 nucleotides. The record is from the annotation of a GenBank genome assembly. NCBI's taxonomy places the organism in Eukaryota, Viridiplantae, Streptophyta, Magnoliopsida, Asterales, Asteraceae.